GCAUUAUAGCUGAAUAUUAUUCUAAUAGUUGUAAUUUUAAUUAUUUAAAAUGGAUUCAAGUGUUUUAUUUAUUCCAGAUAAUGAAGCCAGUAUUUAUACUACUUCUAUUCUGGAUACCAUAUUCAACUGAAGGCAAUGAAAAUUCGUACCAGGCUUAUUACAACGAAGAUUUUUAUUCCUUCGUUGUAGGUGCUCACGCCAGUCAGCACAACAGUGUGUUACAAGAAUUAUUCAGUAAUUUGAUGACAUAUAAUUCCACCGACAGCUGCGUCCGAGAUUUGAAGAACUAUCAGCACUCCCUCAAUAGUCAUGAGAAGUGGGCUAUAUCAUUAUUAGACUCUUCAGGGAUUCCCGCCACUGGCCUUUUAUCAGGAAACACAAUAAGUUUGGGAAAUUACAAGCAAUGUCUUUCCACAUCUCCGAGAAAUUUCAGCAGUUCUUAUUGCUUAGUGGAUCUUAACAUAUCAAAGAAACCAAUCAUUUAUUGGGCGCCACACAACGUGCCGAUAGUGUUCACAUUAUGCCUCCCAGGAACGUGUGACAACAAACAACUAGAAAGACUGCUGGAGCCCACGGGUUCAGUGAACAACGCGACGGUCACAGUUGAAUGCCAAUCGACCAGGCCGACAUUUACUUUUGCAGAUAUUUUCGUCAUGUUUCUUUUCAUUUUAAUAUGGAUAGUGAUCAUUUCUACUACUAUCCCUAAAAAAUGGAUUCGUCCCAAUAAUAAAGUUUUGGAUGAGAUACGGAACAGCUUCAGCCUUCGAAGGAACCUGUCCAGCUUGCUGAGGGCGGACACCAGGUCGAGCCACCUGGCGAGCCUCUACGGGCUUCGUGCUCUGAGCCAAUGCGUCGUUGUCUGGUGCCACGUUGUGCUCGGAGGGUUCGUUCCUAAAUAUCCAGCUUUAAACAAAUUCUCUUAUUACGAGUUUCUUAGAUCCUGGGAAGGUGCCUUGGAAACGGAAAUGUCUCUUACUAUAGACACAUUUUUUGUGAUUAGUGGAGUGUUGUUGACGUGGAACUGCUUAGAAAAUAGAAAAAAAUUCAAUUUGCUCAGUUACUACACUCGCAGAUACUUGAGAUUGACACCUCCAUAUUUCGCCAUGAUUCUCAUAAUUUCAACUUUUGCUAAUAAGUUAUGUGACGGACCGCUUUGUAGUUACUUGAUAGACCAAGAAAAAGAUUCGUGUGCCAGCUACUGGUGGACUAAUGUUCUAUACAUCAAUAACUUUUAUCCAGGAGUACUCCAUUCGUGCAUGCCGAUCAGCUGGUAUCUGAGUACAGAUUGGCAACUGUUCUUUUUAGUAUCACCUUUCGUCGUCAUAGUGAUAAACAGGUGGCCCCGUCAUUUAUAUAAGUUGAUAACUGCAAUAUUUUUAUCUUCUGUUAUAUCGACUUUCUUGGUAUCAUAUUUCUAUCAGAUUCCUACAAAUCACUGGAUGUUUAACAGCUUUGAAGAUGUCAACAAUUAUUACCAAAACAUGUACGCCGCUGCUUACAUGAGAGCCGGCCCGUGGGCCGCUGGCAUGUUGUGUGGUGUCUUCUUGCACAGCUUUAAGAAUAAUCCAAUGGAGCUUUCAAAAAAAGUGCUUAUAAUUUCCUGGGCGCUCACAGUACUUGGACUAUGCUUGGCAAUUGAAUUUGACCUACCAUUUUUAAGAUGGAAACUUAAUGAAACUGGUGUUUGGAGUGCCUUGUCCAAUGCAAUUCAACAUAAUCUAUGGGCCGCCUCGAUUUGCUGGAUAAUAUUUUCUUCAGGGACUCAAAAAGCCGGUUUCGUUGGUAUAUUCUUGUGUUGGCCAGGUUUUCAACCAUUAGCUAAGAUUUCAUAUUCAGCUUAUCUAGUUCACAAAGUUAUUAUUUCACUUUAUUUUGGAGAGACCUCUGGUUAUAGAUAUAUCUCUGCUACAAAUCAGUUACCAUUGAUAUUAGGAACAAUAUUGCUCGCCUAUAUUGCAGGACUGUUGUUUUACCUUUCUUUCGAAGCCCCAACGGCACAUUUGGACAGAAUUAUAUUUCAAAAAGGAGGAACAGGAAAGCAAACCAGCAAAGAAAUAGGAGGAAAUAAUUCAGUACCAGAAAUGAUAACUGUAAAGAGAAACGGUAUACAAGAUUAAGGACCAUCUAAUGAAAAUUAAACCUUCAUUUCUAACAUCUAUGACUCUUUUUGUUUUAUGUUCGAUAGUCUCCGUAGAUUUAUAAUAAUGGUGUCUUAUUUUGAGGUUAAUCUCAAUAUAAUAUUCAACAAAAAACAUGACACUUAAAAACGAACACAAAACUUGGUUUUCCUACAUUCCUGCUGAAAAUUGGUCCAUUGUUAAUGUUGACCUUUUUUAUAGCUCUUGAGGUCGGCUAUCAUUUCUAGCAAAAUUUCCCUCUAUGUAUAUACCCCACCUCUACGUAUACACCCCACCUCUACGUAUACACCCCACCUCUAUGUAUACACCCCACCUCUAUGUAUACACCCCACCUCUAUGUGUACACCCCACCUCUAUGUAUACACCCCACCUCUAUGUAUAUACCCCACCUCUAUGUAUAUACCCCACCUCUAUAUAUGUAUCCCACCGCUAUGUAUGUACCCCACCUCUAUGUAUAUAUCCCAACCCCGUAAGUAGAGGGAAAUUGUUAUAGCACUAAUAGCAGAACUCAAGAGCUUCAAAAUAAUUCAUACAAGCUAUGGGCCAAUUUUUAGUAGAAAAAUAGGUAAUCCAAGGUCAUCAAGGAAGCGAUAACUAAAGAAACAUUCAAUUUUAGUAAUAACCAAUUAAUUCACUGUAAAUUAAAUAAAAGUUACUUCAAACGAAAAAGGAGAUUGCCAUUCUUGGUUUGAAACCAUUUAAAGAAGACUUUUAAGCGGUUAAUCUAAGCUAAGUUCUGUUUAUAAAAAAAUCAUAAAUUAUUCCACAUUUUAAUUUAUGAUUUUGUAGAAACACUUUCUCAUUUAAUAAGCUUGAAGUUCAUAUUAAGUAAAAGUUUAUCAGGAAAAAACUUGGAACCACCUCAAGUUGUGUAAAAAAAAAUUAUGAGAUAUUUUAACCAUCCUAAAAGUACCCAUGUUUUUAGCAAAAAAGACUACAAUUAAUAGUUGCAAAGCUUUAAUUUCUUGUUUUCCUUGAUUUGGGAUGCAUUAUAAUAAAAAUAAUUGCCUAAAUAUACUUUUUAUUUAUAUAUUUUUUUUUUUUUCAUGAAAUCUAUGAAAUAUUAAAACGACAUUAGUAUUUUCCUAGAAUGAAAGAUGAAAUUGCUGCCUAUAUAAAUAAAUGUAGUACAUGUGAAAAAACUAAGUAUAGAAGAAAAUCUAUGAAAACCAAUUUUCAAAUCACUCCCACUCUUGUAAGACUCUUUGAAUAUUUAAUGAUUGACACACUACAUUAUCAAAGAAAAUUUAUAAUUACAAUAAUCAAUCAAAAGAAUUUCAAAAAGACUAUAUGCGGACUUUACUAGAACAAAUAAUGAAACAAACAUUCAUCAACUACUAACCAAAUACUUUGCUCCUUAUUCUCUCCCAGUACAAAUAGCAAUGGACCAAAGGUAGAGAAUAUAAAACUGGUAUUAUUCAAAAUUGAUUUGGACGUUUAGGUAUUAAUUGUCAUUAUACGGUCUCAAAUAAUUCAAGCUCUCUAGGAAUAUUAAAUCGUGCACAUUCGACUUCAAUAGAACUUUUAAGGAUAAUAAAAGAAGAAAACUCCUCAAAUAGUUUAGAAACUAAUAAAAAUAUAGCAGUCAGGACAUUAAUGAAACAUCAAAUAGCAAUCUUAAAUUCAUUUCUAACAAGAUAAUGUUUGGUAUAAUUAUUGACCCCGACUGAGAUGGGCAAAUGAUUAAAGAAAACUUAGUGCAAAAACAUCAUGAUAAACAUUAUUCAUAAAUUAUCCAAUUGUAAAAUAUCGUAGGAAAAAGAAAAACGAACACAAGGCCAAAAACAAAAUUGUGAAGACCCACCGAAAAUUUAAGACGAAGCGUUAGGACAAAAGAUGAGAACGUAUUUGAGUCCGUCAAAGUGUUUAUAGACAACAAAAGAAUUGUGCAUGUCCAUAUUGAAAACAUGAGGAGAAGAAGAAAGACUCGUGAGAAAAGAUGUGCUUUGCUUACAGGCGAUGGCACCCGAGCAACUGCUGAUGGCGGCUCCGGCUCUAGCCUAUCUAACGUGGCGCACUCAGGCGGAUCGUGCCGACUCUUUUUUAAAUUUUAGAAAAUUAUAACAUGUUAAUACACUAUAUGCAAUUCUUUGGUUUAAUUCAAAACAUAAAAACUAUUAAAAAACGACUAAUACAUUCUCUUGCAAAAGAAUCAAUUUACAAUGUGGCACUUAAGCAAAUUUUUUAUUUAGAAGGUAAAAUAGAAUCGCUAACGACUCAUGAUGGAACUAAACGAGAAAUUAUUAGGACUAUAUAACGGCUACGCACCGGCUAACUGGCAAUAUGGAUGUUUCUUGUAAGGAUUAUUCCGACAACCAAUCUUAUAAAGAAAACUACCUAUAUCAAAACUAAUUAUUAUUUUACACAUGUUUUAUUAAAUUCAAACCCAUGUAUUAACGAAGUUAUCAAAAAUUAUAUUAGCUCUAGUAAGACAAUUACUUUUAAUAUAAAUAGUUAAUAGUAUUAUAAAAUUGUAUAAUCAAAAUGUUCUUUACCCGCUACCUAAUGUUACCUUACCUAUUCCUAUACCCAAAAGUUGUGUAUUGUGUAUCAACUUAGGAUAUAAUGAAUCUUUUGUAAAUAUUACUAGAAAUAAGGAUAUUAGUAUAUUACCUAUGCCUUACUCAUAUGAAAUAUUUAGAUUUAGUUAUUCCAAUGUAUCAUUUCAUAACUUGGAAUAUACAGAAACCUAUGAUUAUAUGUCUGUAUCUGAAAUAUUGUAAUUAAUUUCCUCAUUUAUUGUAUUUAACUUAUUUUUAUAUCAUGUAUACCUCAAGUAUCUACAAGUUAAAAAGCUCUUUGCAGUAAGCAAACCAGUCACCCCCAUGGUAGAAGUAUAGAAUAACCAACUUUCAACCCCUGGUCACAUUCUCAACUAAUUUUUCGCCAGGAAGCUCGAAUCUUCGGAUGGGAGGAGUUGUAGUCGUC
Messenger RNA from Nezara viridula (southern green stink bug), 5066 nucleotides. NCBI's taxonomy places the organism in Eukaryota, Metazoa, Arthropoda, Insecta, Hemiptera, Pentatomidae. The record is from the annotation of a GenBank genome assembly.